UUCUUUCUUCCAAAAAAACUCGAAAUCUCUUAGAAACCAAGUUUGGAUCUCUGCAAUCAUCAUCAAUCAUCAUCAUCACCUCUCUCUUUCUCCAUUUCAAGAUUAUAUCAAACAUUUCACCGUCUCUGUUAUUUAGGUUUCAGGAGAGGUGAAUCAAUAAAAAUAAAAUAAAAUGGCAGAUAAACCGGUUCUUCAAAAACCACCAGGUUACAGAGAUUCAAACAUGGCCACUCCUUCCCCUCCUCCCCCUCUCAGACCACAGCAACAACCACCACCCAUGAGAAAAACCGCCGGAAUGCCUUCUUCUUUCCGACCAAAGCCAAAACGCGGAAGCUGUUGUCGUACCUGCUGCUGUUGCGUCUGCAUUACUCUCGUCCUCGUCAUCUUCCUCCUCUUAGUCGCAACCGCCGUUUUCUACCUCUGGUUCGAUCCAAAGCUCCCUAUUUUCAGCCUCGCCUCUUUCCGCCUCGACGGAUUCAAACUCUCCGACGAUCCCGACGGCGCGUCUCUCUCCGCCACCGCCGUGGCCCGCGUGGAGAUGAGGAAUCCCAACGCGAAACUCGUUUUCUACUACGGGAACACCGCCGUGGAGAUGAGCGUUGGCAACGGAAACGACGAGACGGGGAUGGGAGAGACGACGGUUAACGGGUUCCGACAAGGUCCGAAGAACUCGACGAGCGUGAAAGUGGAGACGUCCGUGAAGAACCAGCUCCUGGACAGAGGAUUGGCUAAGAGACUCUCGGCCAAGUUUCAGAGCAAAGAUUUGGUUAUGAAUGUUGUGGCCAAGACCAAAGUUGGAUUAGGUGUCGGCGGGGUUAAGAUCGGAAUGCUCGCCGUUAAUUUGAGAUGCGGCGGCGUUAGCUUGAACAAGCUUGAUACUGAUUCACCUAAAUGCAUCCUCAAUACACUCAAAUGGGUGAAUAUACAGUAAUGAGGAAGUAAGAAUUCGAAAAUGGUGGUGAUCUAACAUUGUAUGAAUAUAUGUAACUAUAUUGUAGAUAAAUAUAUAUAUAUAUAUAUAUAUAUACCUUUACUAUAUUCUUUUUUUGAUCAAAUUACUAUAUUCUAUUUUCGUGUUUUAUAUAUUUAAUGUUUGGGUAUUUGACUACAUUGAGAUGGAGCAUAUAGAGAGAGUGAUGUGUUACAUUUUCGUGUGUGAUAGAUUUUUUGUUGGUGUAAUAUUUUGUUGUGAGCUUGGGAGGAAAACAUAUAUGUAAUGUGAUGAGUAUUUUUUUAAAUGAUAACAACUUGGUUACAAAGCAUA
Molecule: messenger RNA, 1264 nt
Organism: Brassica oleracea var. oleracea
Lineage: Eukaryota; Viridiplantae; Streptophyta; Magnoliopsida; Brassicales; Brassicaceae
Exons: 2
Coding region: 173-931 (252 amino acids)
Cellular component (GO): plasma membrane
Source: RefSeq, a predicted model, not a curated record